Molecule: messenger RNA, 1457 nt
Organism: Euleptes europaea (tarantolino)
Lineage: Eukaryota; Metazoa; Chordata; Lepidosauria; Squamata; Sphaerodactylidae
Gene: RARG
Product: retinoic acid receptor gamma
Exons: 8
Coding region: 46-1395 (449 amino acids)
Biological process (GO): regulation of transcription by RNA polymerase II; retinoic acid receptor signaling pathway; cellular response to corticotropin-releasing hormone stimulus
Cellular component (GO): nucleus; transcription regulator complex
Molecular function (GO): RNA polymerase II cis-regulatory region sequence-specific DNA binding; zinc ion binding; nuclear receptor activity
Source: RefSeq, a predicted model, not a curated record
AGCAGAACCCUGACUGUCUUAGCCGGCAUCCCCGUGCCCCCAGCCAUGGCAGGAAACAAGGAGAGGGGCUGCUCUGGCGGAACCCCCCUGGCUCAUGUGAAUGGCUUCCCGCCUGCCGUAUACCCUUUCCCUUUCCCUAAUCCCCACUUCGAGGUGCUCACCAAUGGAGGCUAUUUCCGCAGUUUCCCGACCGACCUGCCCAAGGAGAUGGCAUCACUAUCGGUGGAGACCCAGAGCACAAGUUCGGAGGAGAUGGUGCCCAGCUCCCCCUCUCCGCCCCCACCCCCGCGCGUCUAUAAACCUUGCUUCGUCUGCAACGACAAAUCUUCUGGCUACCAUUAUGGGGUCAGCUCCUGUGAGGGGUGCAAGGGCUUCUUCCGCCGAAGCAUUCAGAAAAACAUGGUCUACACCUGCCACCGGGACAAGAACUGCCAGAUCAACAAAGUCACCCGCAACCGCUGCCAGUACUGCCGUCUACAGAAGUGCUUUGAGGUUGGCAUGUCCAAAGAAGCCGUGAGGAACGACCGCAACAAGAAGAAGAAGGACGUGAAAGAGGAGGUGGUGGUGGAGAGCUAUGAGAUGACGCCAGAAUUGGAAGAGCUGAUCCAGAAGGUUAGCAAGGCGCAUCAGGAAACCUUCCCCUCGCUCUGCCAGCUGGGCAAAUACACCACGAAUUCCAGCGCAGACCACAGGGUUCAACUGGACCUAGGGCUAUGGGACAAGUUCAGCGAGCUGGCCACCAAAUGCAUCAUCAAAAUUGUGGAGUUUGCCAAGCGUCUGCCGGGCUUCACCACCCUCAGCAUCGCCGACCAGAUCACCUUGCUCAAGGCAGCCUGCCUAGACAUCCUGAUGCUCCGUAUCUGUACCCGCUACACCCCAGAGCAGGACACUAUGACUUUCUCGGAUGGGCUGACCCUAAACCGCACCCAGAUGCAUAACGCCGGAUUUGGGCCCCUCACCGACUUGGUCUUUGCCUUCGCCGGGCAGUUGCUGCCUCUUGAAAUGGACGACACGGAGACUGGCUUGCUGAGCGCCAUCUGCCUUAUCUGUGGAGAUCGGAUGGACCUGGAGGAGCCGGAGAAAGUGGACAAGCUGCAGGAGCCGUUGCUGGAAGCACUGAAGAUCUACGCUCGCCGACGUCGACCCAACAAGCCUUACAUGUUCCCCCGUAUGCUGAUGAAGAUCACUGACCUGCGGGGCAUCAGCACCAAAGGUGCAGAACGAGCCAUCACCCUAAAGAUGGAGAUCCCGGGCCCUAUGCCGCCCCUCAUUCGAGAAAUGCUGGAAAAUCCCGAGAUGUUCGAAGAGGAGUUAUCUCAGCCUCCACCGGCGGCAGAACCCCCCAGCUCCGAGGAGAGCCCGGCCGACCCCAAGAGCCAGGAGGAGGCUCCCUAGCAUCACAUGAGAUCUGGGAUCUAGGCUAGGAAAGGCGGGGAGAAAGUCCUUUUCCGUGUAUC